AUGUUUCAAGAAUUACUUUUAGUUUAUUUAAAUAAUCAACCAGUCGAUAUAUCCGAUGAACUUGAACCAUCUGCUCUAUCAACACUUGGUAUAGAAUAUACAACACAUAUCAUCAAAUCUUGUCUUCAACAAGAAAUUCAAAGUGUUUUAUUCGAAUCACUUCUUCUUGGUCUAUGUAUUCUUACUGAAUCAAAAUUUAACUUUGCUAUCAUACAACCAAUUUUUGCUGCUAUCAUGCCUUUAUUUGCCGAAUAUAUCAUACAAACAAAAAUCGAUGUUGAUAAUAAGACAAAUUAUUUAAUUUUAUGGUUAUUAGGAAAGAUGAGUCAUCGAUUAAUUGUUGGUCCACCACAGAGUCCAUUAGAAAAAAAAUAUAAUAAAACAUUAAAAUUACCAUUAUUUUCUGGUGGAUAUGAAACUCUAACAACAGAUAUAAAUCCAUAUCUUUCGAAUUUAUUCAAAUCUAAUUUAACUAUUCAUAGUCGAUUUAUUUUGCCUUUACGACGACAACAAUCAAUAUUAGACAAUGACUUUUUAAUUUCAAUUUAUCAUAAUAUUGAUCAAGGUGCAAAAUUAAUAUCAAAAAUAAAAUCAUUCAUUCGAAAUAAACAAAGUGUCUUACAAAAAUCAAUUGAAAUCAUUGUUAAUGAUGCUUGUGCUGCAAUAUUUGCCGUUUAUAUAAAACAUUAUCGUCGUAUUGAUCUAGCUCAACAUGAACUAACUCAACCAAUUGAACAAAAACCACAUACUAAACUUCUCAUACUCUAUGAAUAUGCAAAUGAAGUACGAAGAAUUUUCUCAACAACAAAAGCUCGUGGUGGUGAUUGUGAUGAACUUUAUAAAAAAAUUAAAAAAGAUGCAUUAUUAUUACUUGUAUCGAUUAGAGAAAGUUCUUUCAUUGCAAAAAUUAAAGAAGAUUAUUCAUUAUCACCAAUUAUUACUAUGAAAAAAUUUCAAUUACAAUGA
Molecule: messenger RNA, 966 nt
Organism: Rotaria sp. Silwood1
Lineage: Eukaryota; Metazoa; Rotifera; Eurotatoria; Philodinida; Philodinidae
Source: the annotation of a GenBank genome assembly